AUGCCCAGUCUCGCGGACGGUGUUUUGUCCCCCGACGUCUCCCCAAACGCGCAGGUCGACGAGUUCAAGGAUGAGUUCUCAAAGCCCAACCCACAUGCACCUCGAGAGCUCAGUACGCUGCAGGCCGUUGGCCUCAUAGCGACAUGCACGACUGCAAUGCUUCUAACCACUGCGAAUGCCACCGCUAUUUCCAUCUCCCUACCAACCAUCGGCGACGACCUUUUGAUUCCCGAGUACCGACUGCAGUGGCUCAUCUCUGCAUACUCUCUCAGUUCUGGCUGCCUUCUGCUUUUCUUUGGUCGAAUAGCCGAUCUUUACGGUCGCCGAAACGUCUUUCUUCUCGGUGUCCUCACCCUCGGAGUGUUUGGUCUGGGGUGUGGCUUUGCCAAUGACGAAAUCACGAUGGACAUUCUUCGAGGCUUCCAAGGCUUAGGCGCUGCCGCAUGCAUUCCAGCCGCACUUGGAAUUCUCGCACAUGCGUUCCCACCCUCUCGGAUUCGUUCGGUCGCUUUUGCCACUUUCGCUGCAGGCGCGCCCGUCGGCGCCGCGCUCGGUAGCGCAAUCGGUGGAGUCCUAACCCAACUUACAGAAAAACGCUGGAGAUCGACGUUUUGGUUCAUGACUGGCCUGUGUGCCCUCACCAUCAUCGGUGGAGUCGCCAGCUUCGACCCCGACGGGCCUUCACUUGAACUUGACCGUCGCGUCGACUGGCUUGGCGCCUUCCUCGUGACGGCCGGCUUGGUGCUUGUCGUCUUCGCGCUGAGCGACGGCACCAUCGCCCCAGAAGGGUGGCGCACAGGAUACAUCAUCGCACUGCUCGUAAUCGGCGUACUCCUGCUUGGCGCGUACAUUGCCUGGGAGUUGUACCUCGAGCGCAAACAAGACGCACGCUCGACCGCGUGGUGGACGCCACCGCCGCUCAUGCGCGUCACUCUCUGGACCCGCGCACGCGGCAAGCUCGCCGUUACGCUCGUCCUUGCCCUGCUCGAAUACGGCAGCUUCAUGUCAUGGAGCUACUGGGUGCAGCUCUAUUACCAAGAUUACCUCCUGCUCUCCCCGGUGCUCACCAUGGUGCGGAUGAUUCCGAUGUUUGUCACGGGCGUAGUAUGCAACGUGUUUGUCGCCAUGUUCGUCGGCCGCGUGCCGAUUGCGAUCAUCUUGUCAUGCGGCACGCUGCUCACAGCCACGGCUUCGCUCUUGUUCGCGCUCAUCGACCCCGCGGAACCAUACUGGGCGUUCGGCUUUCCAGCGGCCGUGCUGUCCGUGUUUGGCGCCGACUUUGUGUUCUCCUCAGGGACCCUGUUCGUCGCCAAGGUGUGUCUACCGCACGAGCAGAGCGUUGGGGGCGCCAUAUUUCAGACGAUGACGCAGCUCGGCUCCGCGUUUGGGCUGGCGAUCACGACGAUCGUGUAUGACUCGCAGCUUUCGAAGGAGUCCCGCAAAUACGGGGUAAUCGUGAACCAGAACGGGACGAACGCACCGCCCGCGGCGCAGCUGGCCUCGUACAAGGGCGCCAUGUGGGCUGGGUUUGCGAUUGGCGUGCUUGGCACAGUGCUUGCGGCGUUAUGCCUCCGCGGGGCAGGCAUUGUUGGGCACCAGAAGGGCGGAGACAACGAGUCUGCGAUGAGCGGCGAGACGGUGCGCGACGAGGAGGCUCAGCGGGCUGAGCGUGUGCAAUCAGAAAAGAAGUCGUGA
Molecule: messenger RNA, 1695 nt
Organism: Fibroporia radiculosa
Lineage: Eukaryota; Fungi; Basidiomycota; Agaricomycetes; Polyporales; Fibroporiaceae
Exons: 11
Coding region: 1-1695 (564 amino acids)
Biological process (GO): transmembrane transport
Cellular component (GO): membrane
Molecular function (GO): transmembrane transporter activity
Source: RefSeq, a predicted model, not a curated record